Orbicella faveolata is the source of this 1426-nucleotide messenger RNA. RefSeq lists its product as uncharacterized. NCBI's taxonomy places the organism in Eukaryota, Metazoa, Cnidaria, Anthozoa, Scleractinia, Merulinidae. The record is from RefSeq and is a predicted model, not a curated record.
UUAUUAUUAUUAUUACUGUAGUUGGCUUUGUAUUAACUGGGCACUUUGAUCGACAUUGUCCAGUAGCUACGUUAGCAAUUUCAGGCAAACAAGUCAAACAAGCUUAGUGAUCAGUGUGACUCUUUUUCGCAUUCAGCGAAUUGCAUGGUUCACUAGGAUGGCUCUUUUCUUGUGACCAAUUCAAGAAUAAUCUAACAGUCACUAGAGCUCAGGGAAAGCGGUUAUACGGUAUGGAGUCACAUCCAAACAUGAACGCAAUGAAGACUGUUCUACAAGGACGAACAAGUCAACUCAGCCAAAUUUCUAGUUCAGAAUCAACGCACAUGUUUUUAUCAACUACUUAAUGGUACCAGUCAAUUUCUGUUCGGUGGGCAAAUCUCCAUGAGCGGGCACGCACAUUCCUUUUAUCGAGCUGAUCUGUCUGUCUACUGGCAUAAAGACCAUUUACGGGAGCGGUCGAACUUGGAUCGUUUCAUGACGGACUAUACUAAAUGGUCAAAGAAUAAAGGGUUGUGGAAAAUGUCAAUUUGUUUCGUUUCAGGUGCUGCGACUUGCUAUUACUGCAACUCAAGAGAUGACAGCUUUUGCAUUCCAGAAUCACUAGAUGGAGUCGGCACAAGAAGUUGCGAAAGCGGCGAGACUGUCUGCGCGGUUGCCAAGACGGAACCACCGUCACCUGAUGGUAAUACAUCUAAUCAUCAAUACGUCCGAUACUGCGCCUCGGAGUGCUUGAAAUUCAACACCACAUUCACGACAAAAGGCCCAGAUGGUAUCACGAAACACUGCGUCCUCUGCUGUUCCGACCAGGACCUUUGUAACAACUACACCAUGGACCCGUGUAAUCCAUCCAUGGCGGGACGCCUGGGAUACGAGACUUUUACCAUUGCACUUCUUGGUGUUCUUGCUGUAGUUUCACGCUACGUCUUGUAAAUCAAAAGUUGUUAUUGAAUACUACAUGGCAUUAGCACGGUAUUACGUGUGGAAUGUUUUGUGUAUGCGGUCUAAUCACAGUCGCGGUAUCAUAGCAAUCACUGACACAGCAUAAGUUAAAUCCAUCUUCAAAAUGCAUUACAUGGACCGUUAAUAUGACUGCAUCAACUCACUCCCGGUUGAGUCAUUACACUGUCACGGGUGGGAAAUGAGUCACAAACUGUAAGAAGAAAAGAACCCAUUGCACUGAACUUAAAGACACAAAGUAAAGUAAGAAGUUAAGCCGAGAAAACUGAGAGUGUCAGGUGUCGCUAUGUUGCUGCCUACCAAUGGUGCAACUCCUUUGUUUCACACUCAAUGCCCUCAUUUUCGCUAAACUGUUCGUUUAGACGUAAUCAAACCAUGUUGUCAUAAUGAUCUGCAAAGUACUCUCAUCUAUUUUUCUAUGCUAGCUAUAAAUAUUAUAUUACAGCGAUUAUAAUAAAGACAUCGUUAA